GGCAGCGCGCAGGGUUGUUAGUGUGGAUUGUGGACCUACAGAGAAAAAGUUUGCACGGGAUAUUCUAGCGCACAGGAGGAAAAGUUGUUGAGAAGAUGGCAAACAAACUACAGCAGCCUCCACACCUUCAUCUGGCGGAAUUGAGCGCCACCCAGUUCAUCGACAUCUGGAACCAUUUCGAUACCGACGGCAAUGGCUAUAUCGAGGGCAAGGAACUCGAGAACUUCUUCAGGGAGUUGGAGAUUUCACGGAAAGGGGCCGGAGUGGACCCAUCAAACUCCACUUUCAAAGAGAAAAUGAAGGAGUUCAUGCAAAAGUUUGACAAGAAUGCAGAUGGGAGAAUUGAGAUGUCUGAGCUAGCUCAGAUUUUGCCCACAGAGGAAAACUUCCUGCUUUGCUUCAGAGAGUUUGUGGGAUCCAGUUCUGAAUUCAUGGCGGCAUGGKGACGAUACGAUACAGAUCGCAGUGGGUACAUUGAAGCUAAUGAACUGAAGGGAUUCCUCUCAGACCUGCUGAAGAAAGCCAACAGACACUACGAUGACCAGAAGCUUCACGAGUACACACAGACAAUACUCAAGAUGUUUGAUCUAAACGGAGAUGGGAAGCUGGGCCUGUCUGAAAUGGCGAGGCUUCUCCCAGUUCAGGAAAAUUUCUUACUGAAAUUCCAGGAUAUCAAGCUGACCUCUGAGCAGUUCAAUGCUAUCUUCACAUUCUACGACAAGGAUGGAAACGGCUACAUUGAUGAGCAGGAGCUCGAUGCUCUGUUGCGUGACCUCUAUGAAAAGAACAAAAAGGAGGUGGACACCAAAAACCUGACUGGCUACAAGAAGAGCAUCAUGGCCCUGUCGGACGGGGGCAAGUUGUACCGCUCCGAGCUGGAGAUUGUGCUCUGCAGGGAGCCCAUGCUGUGAACCCUGACAACCAUCGCCGUCUGUUUUUUGACCUUCAUGACCCUAUCUGCCCAUCCCCAGAUCACACCCACCUCCAGCUGCCUGACGACUGUAACCAGGUGCAUGUGCCGGGCAUUCCCUUUAUGAGUUUUGAAUGAAUGUGCACUGAGAAGCACCAACCAGCUCUCCCUCAUGACCCCUGUCCCCACUCGUCCCUACAGACUGACCCAGCUCUGAAGUUGCCUUCGGCUCAAUCCCUAAACUCUACAUUUAACUAAACGAAUAAAGAUAAUAAAAGGUACUUCUGCUAAUUAUGAUUGCAAUGUGAA
Messenger RNA from Salvelinus sp. IW2-2015, 1219 nucleotides. RefSeq names its product calretinin-like. Gene Ontology annotation, cellular component: cytosol; dendrite; nucleus. Gene Ontology annotation, molecular function: calcium ion binding. The record is from RefSeq and is a predicted model, not a curated record. Gene Ontology annotation, biological process: regulation of presynaptic cytosolic calcium ion concentration; regulation of long-term synaptic potentiation. NCBI's taxonomy places the organism in Eukaryota, Metazoa, Chordata, Actinopteri, Salmoniformes, Salmonidae.